Messenger RNA from Cladophialophora yegresii CBS 114405, 1626 nucleotides. RefSeq lists its product as uncharacterized. The coding region runs from base 1 to 1626 and encodes 541 amino acids. The record is from RefSeq and is a predicted model, not a curated record. NCBI's taxonomy places the organism in Eukaryota, Fungi, Ascomycota, Eurotiomycetes, Chaetothyriales, Herpotrichiellaceae. The transcript has 2 exons.
AUGGAUCAUGGCGCACCUCGUGAGAUCGACACCAUCAUCGUUGGAAACGGUCCGUCUGCGUUGAUUCUGUCAUACAUUCUCCAUGGCCACAUCCCCUACUACGACCAGUCCAGCCCGCAUCCCGAUUCCGUCCUACACGAAAGGUUGCUUCGAUCCAGCCAUGACCUUCUCAACAUCGACAUAGACUUCCUGACCGAACCCUUUUCUGCCUCAAGAUUUUCCUACUCCACUCAAGCUCUUCCUGUGAAUGUCCUCCUCGAUACCUUGGUCAGGCCCUUGGGAGAAACAGAUGAUGGGCAAAAGAAAACAUGUGUCAAAUGGCAAUAUGAGCCUUCACGAGCGGUCGCACAUGCGGUUCUCGGACAAACCCAACAGCCUGGAGGCCAGUGGGUGGACAACCCGGUUCAAGCCAGUUGGGAUAUCGGGACAUUGAGCUAUGCUGGUAUGUUGUCCCUCCCAGGGUACGGUUUCGAUGAGCACUAUCAGAGGCGACAUGGUCAACCUUUGCCGAUAUUUCUCAGGCCUUCCAGACGUGCCGUGGCCGACUAUCUUGCAGCAUAUCCCGAUCAGGUGGGUAUCUCCGACUCUAUCUACAACGGAGAGCAAGUAGGGGGAGUGGCUCGGCACGGCGAUGGCUUCUUCAUUUCUUCGCACAACAUACAUUGCAGGAAUCUUGUUCUAGCAUCCGGGAUUUUCAGCGAGCUCAUCGCACCACGGCCGUUACUUCGUCCACUGCUGAAUCUGAAGGCUAGCCAGAGUGGACCGACUGGCUUGCCUCUUCUUGUUAUUGGCUCCGGUUUCAGUGCCGCAGAUGUGAUCAUCUCAAGUCCAUCUGACCAGAAAAUCAUUCAUAUCUACAAAUGGGCACCGUCGACGUCGCCCUCGCCAUUACGCGGGUGUCAUCAGCAUGCCUACCCGGAAUACGCAGGAGUGUAUCGCCGUAUGAAGCUUGCAGCUCUUUCGUCCUCCCAGUCAGGGGACAAGCGGUCCAGACCUAGUCGCAGGGCAUCCGAGUUUGGUUCGAGCCGUCAUUGGCAAUCCACCUAUGAGGGACUGCCUAACACGGAGGUCAAGGACGUCCAAAUCGCAGACGGCGGGCUCUCCGCGACCAUCACCUUGCAACGUUCAGGGAAACCCGAGCAACCGUUUCAGCGUCAAGUGAGUGGUCUGGCUUACGUGGUAGGGCGGCGCGGCUCGUUAGACUACCUGUCACCAGAUCUGCUCGGGGAAAUCAUCCCUGGAGUUUCUGACGCGGCAGGCGUCAAAGACAGCCCCCUGAUAUCAGGUCAAACACUGCGCGAAAAGGCCAACGAGAACCUUGAACUGGCAGCGCACGUCUUCGUCACCGGAAGCCUGACGGGUGACUCGCUCAUACGCUUCGCUUACGGCGGGUGUGCGUAUGCAGCCGGGAAGAUCAUGCAGACUUCGGCCCAGGUCACGAAUGGCACCGACAUUGUAGAAAGACAAAAGAGCAACGGCGUGCUCAGGGCUCGCUUGAGCCGUCAUCAGACCCCCGUAUCUUCGCCCAAGAUACCAGCUAUGAAUGGCUUGGAUGGUCAUGAGGCUAGUCCGGUGAGUCUGGCGCACAAAGAAGAUUUGCCGCUGGAUAGACGGAAAGAAUCAUAG